Messenger RNA from Cygnus atratus (black swan), 778 nucleotides. RefSeq names its product C-type lectin domain family 1 member A-like. The transcript is spliced from 6 exons. Gene Ontology annotation, biological process: cellular response to molecule of fungal origin. Gene Ontology annotation, molecular function: (1->3)-beta-D-glucan binding. NCBI's taxonomy places the organism in Eukaryota, Metazoa, Chordata, Aves, Anseriformes, Anatidae. The record is from RefSeq and is a predicted model, not a curated record. The coding region runs from base 8 to 778 and encodes 256 amino acids.
UUCAGAAAUGACUGAAGAAGUGACAUACGCAGACCUGAAGUUCGUGACAUUGGAAAAAUUACAAACCAAGGACAUCCAGACUGCCAGAGCAAAAGAUUCUCGCAGUCGAUCUUCCUGUUGGCAACUGGCUACAAUGGCACUUGGGGUCGUCUGCCUAAGUUCAGUGGCAGCUACAGGAGUUUUGGCAGCCAAGUUCAUCCUGGUCUGCCAUGCUGUGCGUGAAAGGGAUGAAAACUUCACCCUGCAAAAGGCAAUUAUGGAAAACCUCAGCCAGCAGUUGGAACACCUCCAGGCUCAGAAUUUGAACUUGUCAGAAACUGUAAAGCAACUUGCCACCUCCAGAGGAUAUAAAUGUACUCCUUGUCCUGAGACCUGGCUGCAGUAUGGGGAGAACUGUUACUACUUUUCAAAGGAAUGGAAAACUUGGCAAGAAAGCAAGGCUCGGUGCUCUGCUCUGGAGUCCAGAUUUCUUAAGAUAGAGAGUAAGAAAGAACUGGACUUUGUAAUGCAAUCGGCACAGUCUUACAGUUCGUAUUCUUUCUGGACUGGUCUGUCUCACAAUGGAUCUGAGGGGCCCUGGCUAUGGGAGGAUGGAUCAGCUUUCUCCAUGGAUCUGUUUCAGAUCCAAGAAGUCAGCUCAAGUCCUUUCCUAGAGUGUGUGUGGCUUCAAGGUUCAAACAUAGGCACUGCACAGUGUGGUGAAUACAAAUUUUGCAUUUGUGAGAAAAUGGUGGAUCCUGCAGUGAUUGAGCAAGUGAACUACUUAGACAGGCAGUAG